CGAUAGGCGCCGGUUGCUAUGGAUACGAAUUUCCGUCUCCCGCUAAAAAUUUAUUGAAUGAACACACAAUGCUGUUUACAUACAUUUUUUGAUAUUGAUUAGACUGAAAAAUAACAUUUUGUUCAGAAACUGUGAGAGCGGUGACAUUUUUAAAAGUCGUGUGUUGAUGGAUUACUAUGUAUUUCUGAUAUUUGGAAUGACUAUAUUAAGUAGGAGCAGUGGAGCUGGCGGGUGGCGGGUGACAGCGGCGGCGCGGCAGCGGAGCACGGUGGCGAGAUGAGCGCGCCGCUGUCUGCCGCCGAGGCGCUCUCCUCUCUGCUGUGGCAGCCCUACGAGUGCCGCUCACCGCCGCUCGCGCGCUCUCGCACGGAUGGCGCGCUGUCCACCGUCUGGUUCGUCGCGGGGGACGAGGCGCGCGCGCCUCAGUCGCCGAACGGCGGUCGUCAUGCGCGCGCGUCGUACCGCGCUACAAUCCUCCGCCACGAGAUGCGGCUGCCCGUGCCGGCGCCCGCUCCGCUGCGAAAGUCCGACUCGGUCUCGGUGCGCGUGCACGGCGAGCCGAGCCGCGAGUGCAAUGUGAACAUAGUGCAGGUGCAAGCGCCUAGUCCGAUUGUGAACAGUGCGGUGCAAACUGAAAGAGAGAGGAGUGUAGCCAGCGCGGAAUGCCAGACGGAGGAGCCGGCGCGGCGGCGGCGAGCUCGCCGUGGGCGGGCGCCGCGCGCUCCAGACCUGCUGGAGAGCGUACCUCCGCCCCCGUACAGCACGCUGCCGCCACCGAUGCACCCCGUACCUGUGCCUGUGCCGCCGCCAGCGCCGAUCAUCACACCACACCCUCCUGCACCUAGAUUUCCGUUCCAACCCGUACCGCUCAGAUCAGGCAGAGGUGCUGCCUAUGCGUGCUCAGAAGCGGAGGGAAAUGCGCCAAAGUCCUGCUGUGGUCGGCCUCCGUUGAGGCUAUGUGUUCUCUUCCUCGGAGUGGUUGGGGCCUGCCUGGUGGCGGCUGGGGCCACGCUUGGGGCUUUGAGGCCGCACCCAACACCACUUACGCUAAUACUUUUAAUGAUAGGUAUAGGAGUGGUGUUGGUAACAGCAGCUGGGCUAGCGUGGCGGCUAGGGGCAAGGGAUGCCCCUUGUGCCCUAUUCGGUCUGCGUCGUGCGUCCUGCAGGCGCCUCGUGCCCCGGCUGCCCCCGAGCUACGCCAGGCCUCACCACCCAUAUGCGGCCAUGUUAUACCCCGAGUUCCAUUACCGGCCUCCACCACCGACUUACCAAGCAUCUAUGCAAGAGUAUAGACUCAGGUUACUUCUCUUAGACAGAAGUGCGCCAGUGGUGUCACCACCUCCAACAUACAGAUCAAAUUCAGCAAGUCUAGUCAGAGGAUCAACAGGAGCAGCGUGGUGCGUAUCCGAGUACAGCGGCCCACCGUCUUAUCGAGCACCUCGCGCCGAUCCGCCUAACACUGUCUCCGACAACCUCCCUUCUAUAACUCCCAUCGAUCUCAAAUAUUCCAACGAUACGAUAGAAGCUCUCCCCAAACCUACCGAACAGGAGAAGGACCCUGACGAGCAUCUAGUUACGAUCGUCCACACUGACGCUCAGCCGGUCAUCGUCACGGUCUCGGGGUCUUCAGCCCUCAACGAGUCACGCACACCGCCCCCAUCGGAAAUUGACAUACUCGCACAUUUAUAACAAACCACGCGAAUGUGACCCGAUGUGUUGUGAACAACGAGUGUUGUAGAAUGAAUGAACAAAUCGACGGAGAACGAAUUUGAUUGAGUGUUUUCAGAUCGUAUGAAAAGUGAUUAAUUGGUGCCCUAUUGUGAAUUAUUGUUUGAAGUGGUUUAAAUUAUAGUUAGAGUGGUUUUAAUUUGUAUCGGAGAUUUAUAUGCAUGGAUGUGAAUGUGAUCCUUCUUUUACAACAAUUGAACGUGUAUGUGGUACGAUACUAGAUGUUUUAAAUUUUGAAUUAAAAAAAGGUUACAUUCACAUCUUUUGCAUGUUGCAUAUUAUAUAUAAUGAUUGCGUGUACCUUAUCAUGUAGAUAUGAAAUGUAAAUAAUGGCUUUGUUUUAUUAAUUUAACAAAGAAUGUGCCGUGUAUAUAAGUUACAAAUUAUAAGUAAGACGAUAAAGAAUACUUUAUGAUAUAUGUGAGAACAUGUUAAUACCAAAACUCACCAUAAUGUACAACUUCUGAUUUGUUAUUGAAUAGAGUGCCUAGUACCAAUGGUGUUUAUAUCUUUUGUAAAUAACGUGCUUCAUUACUCCACACUGUCUUUAUUACUUGAUAAUUAAAGAGAUACCUACUGUGAACAUACUACGUUAGUAUAAUUCAGGGAGUAAGGAUAUUUUUAAUUCCGAUCUUUCGAUCACUCUAAUGUAAAUUUUGUAAUAGUGUUUAUAAUAAAUUAUAUUAUUGAAUUUAUAGGUACUUGAACGUGUCGCUAUUGGCAACAAUUUAACUCGAUGCGAUACGCGAUUAAAUAGAGAUCAUCUCGAUGUUCAGGAAAUUUUCAAGCUUAAUUCAUAUUUUUUAAAGAUAUUCCAAAAACACGUUUCAUAUACAGUAUUGUAUUUCUUACAGAAUCAAUAUUAUAUCAAUCAGACAUAAAAAAAGAAUCGUAGUAAUUACGAAACAAAAAAAAGAAGAGAAUUCGGGAGCAAUCACCGUAACAGCAAAUAUGUUACUUACUCGCACAAUUACUAUCAUUAUAAAUCAUUACUAAUUUUACGCAAAAGUGUGUUUUGUUUAUCUUACUUUCACGACGCAACAAAGCGAUUAUACGAUUUUCGUGUCUGGAAAUAAAGAGGCUAGAGUGUGAUAUAGGCUACUUAUUACCGCGGUGAAACAUGCCAUUUCUAGGACAUAUCUUUCAACGACACGGGCGAAGCCGCGGCCAGAAAGCUAUUAACAAGCUAUAAGUUUACUAUUGUAUUAUUACAAAUGAAUGACCUGAAAAAGAAAAUACCUCAAAAAUUUUAAUUUCUUUUCCAUUCAAUGUAUGUACUUUGUUUUUUUUACACAAAUUUGCAAACGUAAAAUGACAUUUGCUAUUUCCUUUGAAUUUUUAAUAGCGACAUGGUCAAGUAUCAAUAUAACGAAAUAACAUAAUAUUCUAACAGCUGCAACUGUGACCUUUAACUAAUGACUUUAUGAGGUCAUCACCUAAGAAUCGUAUUACCUAAUUUAUAUUAGUUAAAAUGUUUAUUUGUGUUUUUUUUUUUGUUUAUAUAGUUACUAUUUAAAUCAAGUGUUUUUAUAAAUAAACAUCAUCACUUACUUCUUUUAUCUAACAAUAUGAAUUCGCUUUUAAAAAUUGAGGCUAAUAUUCAUCAAUGAUGAUACAUUUUCCAUAUUUUCCUUAAUUAUAUUUUAUUGUUUUCCAAAAAUAUAAAGUUUUAAUAGGUGCACCUAUUGGUAGACAUAAGAUUUAUAACAAUAUAUGUUAUGAAUAAAGUGUACAUAAUGUUAUUUGUAA
Molecule: messenger RNA, 3477 nt
Organism: Zerene cesonia (dogface butterfly)
Lineage: Eukaryota; Metazoa; Arthropoda; Insecta; Lepidoptera; Pieridae
Exons: 6
Coding region: 277-1689 (470 amino acids)
Source: RefSeq, a predicted model, not a curated record